AUUUUGUGUCUAUCGUUACUUCGUUGGAACAGAGCUCCACGAUACACACUCAGUUCCGUAGCAGAGUUGCUUGGUAAAUCAAUGGGCCACCAAAACGCCGCCGUUCCAGAGAUUCAGCUGAACAACGACGGCGAUGCGGCGUCUUCGCCUGGAUUCAAGCUCGUCGGAUUUUCCAACUUCGUGAGGAAGAAUCCAAAGUCAGACAAAUUCAAGGUUAAGCGCUUCCAUCACAUCGAGUUCUGGUGCGGCGACGCCACUAACGUCGCUCGUCGCUUCUCAUGGGGUCUCGGGAUGAGAUUCACCGCCAAAUCCGAUCUCUCCACCGGAAACAUGGUUCACGCCUCUUACCUCCUUACCUCCGGCGACCUCCGAUUCCUUUUCACUGCUCCCUACUCUCCGUCUCUCUCCGCCGGAGAAAUUAAACUGACCGCUACAGCCUCCAUCCCUAGCUUCGAUCACGUCUCUAGCCGCUCCUUCUUCUCUUCGCAUGGACUCGGCGUAAGAGCCGUUGCGAUUGAAGUAGACGACGCUGACUCAGCUUUCUCCAUCAGUGUCGCUAACGGCGCCAUUCCAUCAUCGCCACCUAUCGUCCUCGAUGAAUCCGUUACGAUCGCUGAGGUUAAACUGUACGGUGAUGUCGUUCUCAGAUAUGUUAGUUACAAAGGGGGAGACACCGGUCAACCCCAAUUCUUGCCAGGAUUUGAGCCUGUGGAGGAUACGUCGUCGUUUCCACUGGAUUACGGUAUACGGCGGCUUGACCACGCCGUGGGAAAUGUUCCAGAGCUAGGUCCGGCUUUGACUUACAUUGCAGGGUUCACUGGUUUUCACCAAUUCGCAGAGUUCACAGCAGACGAUGUGGGAACCGCCGAGAGCGGAUUAAAUUCGGCGGUGCUGGCUAGCAAUGACGAAAUGGUUCUUCUACCGAUUAACGAACCAGUUCACGGGACAAAGAGGAAGAGUCAGAUUCAGACUUAUCUGGAACACAACGAAGGAGCAGGGCUACAACAUCUGGCUCUGAUGAGCGAAGACAUAUUCAGGACUCUGAGAGAGAUGAGGAAGAGGAGCAGUGUUGGAGGAUUUGACUUCAUGCCUUCUCCUCCGCCUACUUACUACCAGAAUCUGAAGAAACGGGUUGGCGAUGUGCUCAGCGAUGAACAGAUAAAGGAGUGCGAAGAAUUGGGGAUUCUUGUUGACAGAGAUGAUCAAGGGACGUUGCUUCAGAUCUUCACAAAACCACUUGGUGACAGGCCGACUAUAUUUAUAGAGAUCAUCCAGAGAAUAGGAUGCAUGAUGAAAGACGAUGAAGGGAAGGCUUACCAGAGUGGAGGAUGUGGCGGCUUUGGUAAAGGCAACUUCUCUGAGCUCUUCAAGUCAAUUGAAGAGUACGAAAAGACUCUUGAAGCCAAACAGCUUGUGGGAUGAACCAACUAAAGGAUUUGUAAUUAAUGUAAAACUGUGUUUUAUAUUACCAAAACAAUGUUGUUAUACAGAUGCUGUCUUUCCAUCUCACUUAAAAACAAGAUCAAUAAAAGAUCCCAUCUUAGGUUCAAAA
This is a messenger RNA of Capsella rubella, 1552 nucleotides long. Its product is annotated as 4-hydroxyphenylpyruvate dioxygenase. Gene Ontology annotation, biological process: L-tyrosine catabolic process. The coding region runs from base 82 to 1422 and encodes 446 amino acids. The record is from RefSeq and is a predicted model, not a curated record. Gene Ontology annotation, molecular function: 4-hydroxyphenylpyruvate dioxygenase activity. The transcript has 2 exons. Lineage: Eukaryota; Viridiplantae; Streptophyta; Magnoliopsida; Brassicales; Brassicaceae.